Messenger RNA from Mauremys mutica (yellowpond turtle), 17421 nucleotides. Its product is annotated as SCO-spondin-like. Gene Ontology annotation, molecular function: protein binding. The record is from RefSeq and is a predicted model, not a curated record. Lineage: Eukaryota; Metazoa; Chordata; Testudines; Geoemydidae. The coding region runs from base 1 to 17247 and encodes 5748 amino acids. Gene Ontology annotation, cellular component: extracellular matrix. The transcript is spliced from 113 exons.
AUGCCGGGUGCAGCAUGGGGCCGGGGUCUCUGCCCUCCCGCCGGGGAGCUGAUGGGGACGCUGGUCUGGCUCUCGCUCUGGGUGCCGGCGGUGCUGGCUGAGGGGCGCUGGUGCGAGAGGACGGAGCAGGUGACGGAGGAGGAGGUGGUGAGCCCCCGGCGCGAGCAGGCGGUGCCCUGCGCGGACGUGCACCACUACCACCUGGCUGGCUGGCGCAUCGACCAGCACAGGAUGCACCAGGCCUACGGCGGGGACCAGGCCAUUGCCCACUUCUAUGCCCAGGCCGGGCCCACCGCCUCCCUGUGCUACAUCUACAAGCCCCCAGACACGAGGCCCGUGGUGUGGAACCGCACAGUGCGAGCCUGCUGCCAGGGCUGGAGCGGGCCCCACUGCACCCAGGGCGAGGGCUUCCUGGGGCUCUGCUUCUCCACGUGGCAGUGCCAGGCUGGCCUGGGCACCUGGAACCUGUCCCUGCUGAGCAUGGCCGAGUGCUGCGGGCGCCCCUGGGGCCGCAGCUGGAAGAACGCCUCCUCCGAGCUCUGCCUCGGCUGCUCCGCCCUGCCCCUGCCAGGGGACCUGCCGGCCCCCUUUCUCCUCCGGCCCUUGCCCCCCACGGCCCUGCUGGGCCUGCCCAGGCCUCGCCACCACCUCUUCGCCACCUGCGUCACCUGGCUACAGCCUAGCCGCUGCCUCCGACGGCACCUGGGCCGUGGACAUCUCAGGCAGCGGGACCUGCGCACCACCGCACUGCCACCGGGGAUCAGCGUCCGGUGGCUCGGUGACUUCGUCUUCGUGGAGAGCGGCCUGGGCGUGCGGGUCAAGUCUGACGGGCGCGAGACGGUGUAUGUGACGGUCAGCGGGGAGCUGCGGGGCGCCACACGCGGGCUCUGCGGGCGGUACAACGACGAUCCUGCUGAUGACUUCCUGCGUGUAGGAGGGGAUGUGGCCUCGCUUGCUGCCAGCUUCGGGAAUUCCUGGAGGGUCCCGGAUGCCAGCCCAGAGCUCCCGUGCCAGGACGCGGCGGAGGCGGGACACAGCUGCGACGUCGCGGAGGCCGGCGCCCUGAGGCAGGAGGCCGAGGCCGUGUGCCGGAAGCUGCUGGCCAGCCCCUUCAGCCAGUGCCACUCCGAGGUGGACCCGGGCGGAUUCUACGACGCCUGCAUGUACGCGUCCUGCCAGCAGGGAGGCACGGGAGCCGGGAGGCAGGAGGCCGUCUGCGCCACCUUCGCCAGCUACGCCCGCGACUGCGCCCAGCAGCACGUCUACGUCGACUGGCGGAGGCCCGGGUUCUGUGAGAAGCAGUGCGGCCAGGGGAAGCAGUACUCGGACUGCGUGUCCUCAUGCCCAGCCAGCUGUGCCGCCGUGGGCACCGGCAAGGAGGGGCACUGCCGGGACGAGUGCGUGAGUGGCUGCGAGUGCCCGCCGGGCCUCUACCUGGAGGGGGGGGCCUGCGUCCCUGAGAGCGACUGCCCCUGCUACCACCGUCGCCAGAAGUACAGCCCAGGGCAGAGCAUCCAGCAGCGGUGCAACCAGUGCACAUGCCAGGGUGGGCGCUGGCGCUGCUCGCAGGACAAGUGCUCGGCCGAGUGUGCCCUGAUCGGGGACCCGCACUACGUGACCUUCGACCAGAAGCGCUACUCCUUCCACGGCGUCUGCGAGUACAUCCUGGUGCAGGACUUUGUGGACUGGAAGCUGCUGAUCACGGCGGAGAAGGUGGCGUGUGGGAGCAGAGGGGCCGUGAGCUGCCUCCGGGCCCUGACGGUGACGGCGCACAGGACCUCCGCCCGGCUCCGCACCACAGGGGACGUGGCCGUGAACGGGCAGGAGGUGGCCCUGCCCUUUGCCAGCGCUGACCUGAGCAUCCGACGGGCCUCGUCCUCCUUCCUGCUGCUCCAGGCCUUCGGGGCCCACGUGCUGUGGGGACUGGAGCUCCCCGCCGCCUACAUCACCCUGCAGCCCGGCUUCGCCGGCAAGGUGCGAGGCCUGUGUGGCACCUACAACUGGAACCAGCAGGACGAGUUCACCACCCCCGCCGGGGACGUGGAGUCCAGCAUCGCCGCCUUCGCCAACAAGUUCCAGGCAUCGAGCGAGUGCCCCGCGCUCGGCUCCUUCGCCUUCGACCCCUGCGGCACCUACGCCCAGCACAGGGAGUUCGCCGAGGCCGCCUGCGCCGUCCUGCACGGCUCGGCCUUCCAGCCCUGCCACGACCUGGUGGAGCGGGAGCCCUACUACCAGCUCUGCCUCUACGACGUGUGCGGCUGCUCGGCCGGCGGGGACUGUCUGUGCAGCGCCCUGGCCGCCUACGCCAGGCAGUGUGCCCAGGAGGGGGCGCCGGUGCCCUGGAGGAACCAGACCUUCUGCGCGGUGCCAUGCAGCGGGGGGCAGGUCUACCAGGAGUGCAGCGCCCCCUGCAGGAAGAGCUGUGCCGACCUGCGCCUGGGGGAGGGCAGCUCCUGCCAGGCCCUGGCCGUGUGCGUGGCCGGCUGUAACUGCCCCGAGGGGCUGGUGCUGGACGACAGCGGGCAGUGCGUCCCGCCGGGCACGUGCCCCUGCGAGCACGGGGGUGAGACCUACCCGCCCGGCAGUAAGAUCCACAGGAGCUGCAAUGCCUGCGUCUGCGUGGACGGGCUCUGGAACUGCACCGACGACAGCUGCCCCGAAGCCGCCUUCUGCCCCGGGGAGCUGGUCUACGCCCACGGGUCCUGCCUGCGCACCUGCGCCACUGCCGAGGGCAACCUGAGCUGCCCGGGCCUCUCCGACGGCUGCGUCUGCCCGCCAGGCACCGUCUUUCUCAACGAGCGCUGCGUCUCCCCGGACGAGUGUCCCUGCCCCCAUAACGGCAGGCUGUUCCAGCCCAACGACACCAUCGCCAAGGACUGCAACACCUGCGUGUGCCGGAGCCGUCGCUGGCAGUGCAGCAGCCACCACUGCGCAGGGACCUGCGUGGCCACAGGAGACCCGCACUACAUCACCUUCGACGGGCGGGCCUUCUCCUUCCUGGGGGACUGCGAGUAUGUCCUGGCACGUGAGGGCAGCGGCCUCUUCACCGUCACCUCCGAGAACGUGCCCUGCGGCACCAGCGGCGUCACCUGCACCAAGUCGGUGGUGGUGGUGAUCGGGAACACCGUGGUGCACCUGCUGAGAGGAAAGGACGUGACAGUGAAUGGAGUCUCCGUGCGGCCCCCAAAGACCUACAGCGGGAAUGGCCUGAGCCUGGAGCGAGCUGGCGUCUUUCUCAUCCUCAUCUCCCAGCUGGGGCUGAGCGUGCUCUGGGACGGCGGCACCCGGGUGUAUGUGAAACUGGACCCCCAGUACCAGGGCCGGGUGGCGGGGCUGUGCGGGAAUUUCGAUGGGGACACGGAGAACGACUUCACCAGCCGGCAGGGCGUCGUGGAGCCCACCUCCGACCUGUUCGGCAACUCCUGGCGCGUCAGCCUCCUGUGCCCCGAGGUCAACAAUGAGGACUUCGAGCACCCCUGCAUCGCGAACGCUCACCGUGGGACCUGGGCCCGGAAGCGCUGCAGCAUCAUCAUGCAGCAUCUCUUUGCCCCGUGCCACGAGGAGGUGCCCUGCCAGCAGUUCUACGACUGGUGUGUCUUCGAUGCCUGCGGGUGCGACUCCGGGGGGGACUGCGAGUGUCUGUGCACAGCCAUCGCGGCCUACGCCGAGGAGUGUAACCAGCGCGGGGUGUACGUCCGCUGGAGGAGCCAGGAGCUGUGCCCCAUGCAGUGCGACAACGGGCUGGAGUACGAAGCCUGCGGCCCCGCCUGCCCCCAGACCUGCAAGAACUUCGGCCUGGAGCCCGCCGAGCACUGUGAUGCCAUCUCCUGCGUGGAGGGCUGCUUCUGCCCCGACGGGAGGGUCCUGCAUGAUGGCAGCUGCAUCGACCCUGCUGAGUGCCCAUGUUUCUGGGAGGGCAUCUCGUUCCCGGCGGGCGCUGUGGUGAAGCAGGAGUGCAAGAACUGCACGUGUGAGGCUGGGCUGUGGCAGUGCGAUGCGCCCGCAGAGCCCUGCCCGGCCCCGCCCCGCUGCCCCGAGGCGGAGUUCGCCUGCCGCACGGGCGGGCGCUGCGUGCCCAGCGCCUGGGUCUGUGACAACGAGGACGACUGUGGGGACGGCUCGGACGAGUUCUGCGUGCCCAGCUGUGCCCCGCAGCAGUACCAGUGCGCCAGCGGGCAGUGCGUGGCCUGGGGGUACCGCUGCGACGGCACCGCCGACUGCCUGGACCACUCGGACGAGCGCGACUGCCCGGCGCCCGGCUGCGCCCAGCAGGAGUUCCGCUGCGCCAAUGGGCGCUGCAUCCCCCGGGCACACGUCUGCGACGGGGAGCUGGACUGCGGCUUCGCUGACGAAUCUGAUGAGGCUGGCUGCGGCCCCCCCUGUGGGGCCGGGGAGUUUGGCUGCGCGGCAGGGCGGUGCGUGCCCUAUCUGCAUCGCUGCGACGGGCACGACGACUGCGGGGACUUCAGUGACGAGCGGGAGUGCGUGUGCCCCCCCGGCGACUUCCAGUGCCCGGACGCGCUGUGCCUGCCGCCGGCCCUGGUGUGCGAUGGGAAGAGGGACUGCCCGGCUGGCACCGAUGAGGCCUUCUGCCCAGGCCGGGUGACCUGUGCCCCGGGGCAGCUGCCGUGCCCGGACGGUUCCUGUGUCAGCAGGACGCGGGUGUGCGACGGAGCCUGGGACUGCGGGGACGGCUCUGACGAGAGCCCAGCUCGGUGCCUGACGGCGCGACCCAGUGCCCUGCCCGUCACCCUGCCCACGGCGCUGCCCACGACUCGCCUGCCGCCGGCCAGCCGCACCGCCGCGCCCCCGUGCGGCCGCUACGAGUUCCACUGCGGCAGCGGGGAGUGCAGGCCGCGCGGCUGGGUGUGCGACGACGAGGCCGACUGCCUGGACGGCAGCGACGAGCUGGUGUGCAACCGGACCUGCGGCCUGGACCAGCACACGUGCGCCGUCACCGCCGAGUGCAUCCCCUACGGGCAGCUGUGCGACGGCAUCCCCCAGUGCCGGGACCAGUCCGACGAGAGCACCGACAACUGCGGAUCCACCGAGAUCCCGCCCUGCCCAGGGCUCUUCGUCUGCAACAACCGCAUGUGUGUGAACGUCUCCCGGGUGUGCGACGGCUCGCACGACUGCCCCCAGGGCGAGGACGAGCUGGCCUGCGAACAGUACGUCCCGGCCGGCGAGAGGAACCAGACAGUGGGGCCCUGCGCCGAGUACUCGUGUGCUGAGGGCAGAUGCAUCCCCUUUAAGCAGGUGUGCAACGGGCUGGCGGACUGCGCUGACGGCAGCGAGGCCUCGGGCUGGCUGCCCUCGGACGAGCGGGACUGUGGGCUCUGGAGCCCCUGGGCCCCCUGGAGCCCCUGCAGCCGGUCCUGUGGGACGGGCCUGCAGAUCCGCAGGCGGGUCUGCACCAGACGGGCCAACGACGUCCUGCGCCACUGCCACGGCGAGGAGACGCAGGCCCAGCAGUGCUUCGCCCUGGCCUGCCCAGUGGAUGGCGCCUGGAGCGAGUGGGCGACGUGGGCGAACUGCACCCAGGACUGCCGCGGGGUGGUGGUGCGGCGCCGGGAGUGCAUCCCGCCCCGGAACGGGGGCCGGCCCUGCUCCGAGCUGCCCGGAGCCUCGCCCAGCACGCUGGAGAUCAAGCCCUGCCAGCUGGAAGGCUGCCUCAACGCCACCGCCUGCCCCGCGGGCCUGGUGCGCAGGCCUUGUGCCCCGUGCCCCAUGGCCUGUGCCGACCUGGCUAGCAAGGGCAAGUGCAAGAGGGACAGGCCCUGCAGCCCAGGCUGCUGGUGCCCCGAGGGGCUGGUGCUGGACAGCGAGCAGCAGUGUGUGCGCCCCCGGGAGUGCCCGUGCCUGGUGGAGGGCGUGCGCCACUGGCCCGGCCAGCUGGUGAAGGUGAACUGCCGCAUCUGCGCCUGCCAGGACGGGCAGAUGAAGCGGUGCCGGCAGAACCCGGAGUGCACUGUUAACUGCGGCUGGUCGGCCUGGUCUCCCUGGGGCGAGUGCCUGGGCCCGUGCGGUGUGCAGAGCAUCCAGUGGUCCUUCCGCAGCCCCAACAACCCCAGCAAGCACGGCAACGGGCGCCAGUGCCGGGGCAUCUACCGCAAGGCGCGCAGGUGCCAGACAGAUCCAUGCGAGGAGUGCGAGCACCACGGCCGGUUGCACGCCAUUGGCGACCGCUGGCGAUCGGGGCAGUGCCAGGUGUGCCAAUGCCUGCCCAACCUGACAGUGCAGUGCUCCCAGUACUGCCCGUACAGCACCGUGGGGUGCCCCGAGGGGCGGGCGCUGGUGGAGGGCAGGGGUGAGGCCUGCUGCUACUGCGCUGAAGCGGGUGAGAACCGGACCAGCGCGCCUGCUGUCCCACCGACCGGGCCCCCGGGCACCACCCUGGCCAGCCCGGCUGCCUCCACCAGCCCUCCGCUCAUCACCUUCCCGCUGCCCCCUCUCGGCGACCAGUGCUACGGGCCCCUGGGCCUGGCCUCCUUGCCCGCCAGCUGCUUCACAGCCUCCUCCCAGCAGCCGGAGAACCCUGCCCACGCCGGGCGCCUCAACCACGUGCUCCCGGGCUCGGACCUGCAGGGCUGGGGGCCCCGGGCAGAGGUGUACCACGAGCUGCUCUCCAAGCCGCCCUUCCUGCAGGUGGAUCUGCUGGAGCCCAGGAACCUCACGGGGGUGGUGGUGCAGGGCGCUGGCUCCUCCGACGCCUACGUUACCAGCUUCCACCUGCAGUUCAGCACGGACGGGCUGAGGUGGCACCAAUACCGGGAGGUCUCUGCGGACGCCCAGCCGGAGCCCAAGCUGUUCCUGGGGAACGCCGACGACUCCACGCCGGUGGUGAGGACUUUCCAGCGCAUGGUCCGUGCCCGGCACGUCCGCAUCCUCCCCCACGACUUCCACCACGGGAUCUUCCUGCGCGCGGAGCUGCUGGGCUGCGAAAGAGUGACCCCUGGGGCACCGACCGCGCCACCGGGCCGGAGGCCCUGCCGGACCGGGGAGUUCCAGUGCCGCAAUGGACGCUGUGUCCCCGCUGGGCCGCACGGCACCGUGUGCAACGGGGUCGAUGAUUGCGGAGACUUCUCGGACGAGCUGCGCUGCGGGACAGCCCCGUCCGUGGGGCCCUCCGCCCCCUGGCGCUGCCCCCUCUCCCACUUCCACUGCGCACUGUCUGACGGCUGCAUCGACGCCUCCCGGCGGUGUGACGGCGUCAGCGACUGUCCGGACGGCACCGACGAGGCCGGCUGCGGCGCCCUGCGCGGGAGCACGGUGCCCCCUGCCGGCACAGCCAGCAGCUGGGCCCCCAGGCAGACCUCGUCACCCACCAAAGAGGUAUCUAACGGCACAGAGGACUGGCUGUUCCCUGGAGACGUCCUCCCCACCCCCACAGGUCCCUGCAGCGAGCCGCUGGGCCUGGCCGACGGCAGGAUCCGCUACCAGCAGCUGAGCGCCUCCUCCCACCGGGACAGCAACCCCCCGGACGCCGGGCGCCUCCACACGGUGCCCAACAUACCGAACAUCGAGCCGGGCUGGAGCCCCCUGGAGACCGACCGCAGCCCCUACUUCCAGGUGGACUUUCUGCGGCCCACCUUCGUCAGCGCGCUGGUCACGCAGGGCGGCCCGACGGCCGGGGGCUACAUCACCAGGUACCGCCUGCAGUACAGCCACGACGGUGUGCGCUACCGCAACUACACGGGGACAGCGCCUGGCACCGCACCCCCCCAGCCGGCUCAGGUACUGGAGGGCAACUUCGACAGCCACACGCCAGUGCAGCGGGAGCUGCGCCCCCUGAUCCUGGCCCGCUCCCUGCGGCUGGUGCCUGUGGCGUAUCACCGGAGCAUCCACCUGCGCAUGGAGGUGCUGGGCUGCCCCUGGAGUGCUGCGCCACUGGGGACCAGCCCCACCUCCGAGCAGCCCCUGCUCCCCACGGCGACUCUGGCCCCAGGAUCCAGGGUUCCCAGCACAGUCAAUGAGAGCAGCGAGGCCAAACCCACGGGCCAGCCAGUGAAGCCGCCGGGCACCACAGCAGCAGGGAAGGAGCCGGGCGCCACACGGACGCUGGGGACGACAGGGCCUGCUGGGGACACGCGCAGCCCCGGAGCAGCUGGCACCGAGGUGCCCCACCUGAGCACAGCUCGGCCGUGGUGGGGCACGGGGACCCCUGGCCUGGAGGAGGAAUCCAGGCGCUCCGGAGCUCCCGGCAUGGCAAGCCCAGAGCCCGGGCGCCCGGGGGAGACGCCCACCGCCUGGUCCCCAGGGACUCCUGGGCUCUUCUGGGCAGGGACAACCUCUCCGGGGACCCCCCGCCUGCUGGGCCCCACCCUGCCGGGCAUGGCAGCCGUGACUGUGUCGGCAGCAGGUCCCGGGCCCGGCCCCACGGGGCUGCCAGGGCUGCACACCGGCCCCUCCCAGCCUGGCAGGCCUGGGCUGGCCACCACUCUGGCUGGGCUGCCCUUCCCCCGGCUCCUCUGCACCCAGGGCCAGUUUGCCUGCGAGGUGCUGGGCUGCGUGGAGGCCGCCUUGGUGUGCGACGGGCAGGAGGACUGCCUGGACGGGUCGGACGAGUGGCACUGCGGAGGCCCCACCGCCUCGGCCGGCCCCACCGUCUCCCUGGCCUCCCCGACCGGGCGGCCCAGCGCCUGCUCUGCCAAGCAGUUCUCCUGCGGCAGCGGGGAGUGCCUGGCCCUGGAGAGGCGCUGCGACCUGCACCCCGACUGCCAGGACGGCUCUGACGAGAGCAGCUGUGUGGACUGCAUCCUGUCUCCCUGGAGCGGCUGGAGCGAGUGCAGCCGGUCGUGUGGGCUGGGCGUGACCUUCCGCCGGCGGGACCUGCUCCGGAACGCCCUGCCCGGGGGCCAGUGCGAACGCAACGAGUUCGACAGCCGCUCCUGCUUCCUCCGGGCCUGCCCAGUGAACGGCGCCUGGGCCCCCUGGGGCGAGUGGUCGGACUGCGACGCCGAGUGCCGGGGUGGAGUGCGGAGCCGCACGCGGAGCUGCGCCGACCCCCCGCCCAAGAACGGGGGCCAGCCCUGCCCCGGCGACGCCGUGCAGACAGAGCCCUGCAACCUGCAGCCCUGCGGGGAUGCCCGCGACUGCGGCCCCGAGAUGGUGCACGUGCAGGCUGGGGACUGCGAGAGGGGCCUGGUGGCACCGUGCCCCCAGUCGUGCCGGGAGCUGAACGCCGAGAGGAGCUGCCAGAGCCGCUGUGUGGAGGGGUGCCGGUGCCCCCCGGGGCUCUACCUGCAGGAGGGCGGCUGCGUGAACAUCAGCCAGUGCCACUGCGACUUCAGCCAGGAGCAGCGCCUCCCCGGGGAGAUGUUCCUACACGACAACUGCAGCCAGUGCGUGUGCCUGGACGGGGUGGUGACGUGCGACGACCUGGCCUGCCCCGUUAACUGCGGCUGGUCGGCCUGGUCCCCAUGGACACCCUGCGACCGCAGCUGCGGAGUCGGCAUGCGGGAGAGAUUCAGAUCCCCCACCAACCCGGCACCUGCCAACGGCGGAGCCCCGUGCGAGGGGGACGCGCAGCAAGUCCGCGAGUGCCACACGGCCUGUGUCUCCGAGCCCGCCGGCCCCUGGAGCGACUGGACACCCUGGUCCCCCUGCUCCAAGACCUGCUUCUACGAUGUGGACCGUGUCGGGGUGAGGAAGCGGUUCCGUCACUGCAACGACACCGGGGAGGGCGCUGGGCGAUGCCAGGGGGCGCCCGUGGAGGAGGAGCAGUGUGACACGCCACCCUGCCCCGUGGAAGGUGUCUGGACCCCCUGGACGGCCUGGUCCCGAUGCUCCGCUACCUGCGACUCCGGCGUCCAGACCCGCAGCCGCACCUGCUCCAACCCGGCCUACGGGGGGCCUGAGUGCACGGGGCCCCUCGUCCAGACCCGGGACUGCAACAGCCAGCCCUGCCGAGCGCUGUGCCCCGCGCCCAUGAUCUACCAGACGGCUGAGGAGUGCCGGCGAGGGGGGGGCGCCUGCCCGCGGCUCUGCCUGGACCAGGGCGCCGGCGUGGAGUGCGCCACCCGCUGCUACCCGGGCUGCUACUGCCCCGACGGCCUCUUCCUGCAGGACGACGGCUGCGUGCCGCAGAGCCAGUGCCUGUGCUACCACCAGGGGGUGCUCUACCAGCCGGGCGACACCGCCCCCCGCGACGCCUGCAACAACUGCACCUGCGUGGCCGGGGAGAUGGUGUGCGGCAUGGAGCCCUGCCCAGUGCACUGCGGCUGGAGCGGCUGGACCGAGUGGAGCUCCUGCAGCCGCAGCUGCAACGUGGGCACCCGGCGGCGCUACCGCUCUGGCUCCGAUCCGCCCGCCGCCUUUGGGGGGCGCGACUGCCAGGGCCCCGGCGUGGAGGUCGAGUUCUGCAGCCUGCAGCCCUGCAGGGGCUCCGGGGCAGAAUGGGGUCCCUGGUCGGAGUGCUCCGUGCCCUGCGGGGGUGGCUAUCAGAACCGCACACGGGGCGGCACCGUCCUGCACCGGAUCGAGUUCACCACCUGCAACCUCCAGCCCUGCGCCGGCGAGGUGCCCGGCGUCUGCCCGGAGGGGAAGCUCUGGCUGGAAUGUGCUGACGCACCGGCCUCCUGUGCGGAGCUGGGCACGGACCCCCCUGCUGACAGGCCCUGCCACGCUGGCUGUUACUGCCCCCCCAGCACCGUCCUGCUGAAUAACCGGUGCGUGGCGGCGGCGGAGUGCCCCUGCGCCGAGGGCGGAGUGCUCUACGCCCCGGGAGACGUGGUGCCCAAGGGCUGCGAGAACUGCUCCUGUGAGGCCGGCCGGAUCGCCAACUGCUCCCGGGUGGCCUGUGGGGACGUGAGCGGCGGCUGGUCGGACUGGACGCCCUGGAGCGAGUGUUCAGCCUCCUGCGGGUUCGGGCUCCAGAACCGGUACCGGUUCUGCACGGCCCCCCCUCCGGCGGGGACCGGACUGCCCUGCCUGGGGCCGGAGCGCGAGGAGCAGCCCUGCCACGUCCAGCCCUGCUCCAGGAGCGGCGGCUGGAGCGCGUGGAGCCCCUGGACCGAGUGCACCAAGAGCUGCGGGGAGGGGCUGCGGAGCCGGGCCCGAGCCUGCGACAGCCCCACCCCGCUGGGCCACGGCGACUACUGCGAGGGCCCCCCCGCCCAGGUGGAGACCUGCCACCCGGGGCAGUGCCCAGCUCUGGACUGCGUGGCCGUGCAGGGCUCCAUGUACAGCCGCUGCGGCCCCUCGUGCCCCCGCUCCUGCGACGACAUCUCGCACUGCAUGUGGAGCUGCCAACCCGGCUGCUACUGCACCGGCGGCAGGGUGCUGAACGCCAACGGCUCGGCCUGCGUGGAGAGGCAGGACUGCACCUGCCUGGACCUGCUCACCCAGGAGAGGUACCUGCCGGGGGAGACCGUGGCCCACCAGGACGGCUGCAACAACUGCACCUGCACCGGGGGGGUGCUGCUCUGUACCAGCCUGCCCUGCCCUGUGGCUGGAGCCUGGUGUGACUGGUCUCCAUGGACCCCCUGCUCCCGGACCUGCGGCAGCGAGGUGGUGACGCGGUACCGCGCCUGCGCCUGCCCCACGCCUCAGCACGGGGGGGCCGAGUGUGCUGGAGCACAGGAGCGUCACGGGGACACCGGCACCCAGCUCCAGCACAAGGAGUGCCCCUCGGCUGCCUUCUGCCCCGUGGACGGUGGCUGGAGUUCCUGGGGGCCAUGGUCGGCCUGCGCCGCCUGUGCCGGGGAGUCGACACGGAGCCGGGAGUGCAGCAGCCCCCCCGCCCGCUUCGGGGGCGUGCCCUGCCCCGGAGAGGCCCGGCAGAGCCGCGCCUGCCAUGAUGGAGACACCGUGUGUGAAGGCUGCGGCGGGGGGCAGGUGCCCUUCGCCUGUGGCAAGCCCUGCCCCCGCUCCUGCGAGGACCUGCAGGCGGACACGGCCUGCCUGGACAGCCCCCCGUGCCAGCCCUCGUGCGGCUGCCCCGCUGGCCGGCUCCUCCAGGACGGGGCGUGUGUGAGCCUGGCGCAGUGUCGCUGCAAGUACCACAACGGCUCCCUGGAGGCUCCGGAGCAGCAGCCCCUCUCGGCCUGGGCUGGCCCCGUGCCCUGGGAGUACGCGCAGCCUGGGCAGACCGUGUACGGGCCCUGCCAGAACUGCACCUGCGAGGAUGGGCACCUGCAGUGCCGCGCCGACCCUGCGUGCCGGCUGGACGGCGGCUGGGGGGCCUGGGGGCCGUGGUCGCCCUGCCCCCAGCGCUGCCAGGAGGGCACCCAGUUCCGCUUCCGAGAGUGCGAUAACCCGGCCCCCCAACACGGGGGCAGGGGCUGCAUCGGGGACAGCCAGCAGCAGCGGGCCUGCCACCAGGGCGAGCCGCCCUGCCAAGAGGAGGCGCCGUGGAGCGACUGGUCCCCGUGGGCCCCGUGCAGCGUGUCCUGUGGCGGGGGAGAGCAGAUCCGCACGCGCCAGUGUCGCCAGCCGGCCUGCCAGGGGCUGGCCGUGCAGAGCAAGACCUGCCACACCCAGGUCUGCCUCGAGGUGGGCUGCCCGGCGGGACGCCUGUACCGGGAGUGCCUGCAGGAGGAGGGCUGCCCCUACAGCUGUGCCCACCUCACCCGCCAGAUGGACUGCUUCUCCGAUGGCUGCGAGGAGGGCUGCCACUGCCCGGCGGGCACCUACCAGCACCACGGAGCCUGCGUCCAGGAGUGCCCCUGCCUGGUCACCGAGGAGACCCUGCAGGAGCUCCAGAACCAUUCGGCCAACGCCAGCGCCCUCCCGGCUGUCCUCACCGCCCAGGGCCGCUGGGUCUCUCUGGGCCAGGAGGUGCAGCCCCGCGACACCAUUCGCUCUGCCUGCAGCACCUGCACCUGCCACAACGGCCAGCUGAACUGCUCCUUCACCCGGUGCCCGCUGGACGGCGGCUUCGCUCCCUGGAGCCUGUGGACACCCUGCUCCGUGAGCUGCGGGGGGCUGGGGCACAUGACCAGGGCACGGGGCUGCACCAGCCCCCCUCCUGCCAACGGAGGGAAGGACUGCGUGGGCCCUUGGACUGACAUCAAGUACUGCCAGGCACCGGACUGCCCAGUGACGCCUGGUCCCACGAAGGAGCCUGUCCCCAGCGUGCCAGGCUCCGAGGAGGGUUUCAGCCUCUGGUCCCCCUGGAGUCCCUGCUCCAGAACCUGCACCGACCCCGAGUUCCCAGCCACAAAAACCCGGACCCGGCUCUGCGGGGGAGGCACCAACUGCACCGGGGAGUCGUUCCAGGAGCGGGCGUGUAACCUGCCCCAGUGCACAGAUGCGCCCCCGUGCCUGGGUGAGGAGUGCGCUGGCAGGAACUGCACCUGGACCCCGUGGGCGCCGUGGAGCGAGUGUUCCCGCAGCUGCGGCGUGGGCCAGCAGCGACGUCUGCGCACCUACCACCCCCCCGGGGAGCGGGGGCUCUGGUGCCAGGGCAUCCUGACCGCAAACACCGAGCGGCGCUUCUGCAACCUGCAGGCCUGCAAAGUGCCCGGAGCCUGGUCCAAGUGGAGCCCGUGGUCGUGGUGCGACCGCACCUGCGGGGGGGGCCGCUCCGUGCGCGCUCGCACCUGCACCAGCCCCCCGCCCAAGAACGGAGGGGCCCGCUGCCCCGGGGAGAAGUACCAGGGGCGCGUCUGCAACCCCCGGCCCUGCGAGGAGGGAUGCCCGCCUGCCAUGGCCAUGGUGGACUGCGCCAACAGAUGCCCGCGCCAUUGCUGGGACCUGCAGGAGGGCAUCACGUGCCAGGACGGGGAGGCCUGCGAGCCCGGCUGCCGCUGCCCGGACGGGACCCUGGAGCAGGACGGCGCCUGCGUCUCCCCGCAGCACUGCGAGUGCACCGACGCCCAGGGGCACAGCUGGGUGCCAGGCAGCCUGCGCCACGACGGCUGCAACAACUGCACGUGCUCCGAGGGGCGGCUGCUCUGCACCCGCCGCACCUGCCCCCCCAGCCAGUGCGAGUGGAGCCACUGGUCCCGCUGGUCCCCGUGCAGCGUCUCCUGUGGGGACGGGCUGCAAACCCGGUUCAGGACGGCCACGUCGGGCUCCUGGGCCAGGGAGUGCCGGAAGGAGCAGCUGCAGACCCGGCCCUGCCCGCAGGGGCCCUGCCCGCCCCUCUGCCUGCACCAGGGCUGGGAGAGACGCCUGGGGGACACCUGGCUGCUGGGCGAGUGCCAGCAAUGUAUCUGCACCCCAGAGGGCAUCUACUGCCAGGACAUCGCGUGUGCGGUGCCCGGCUCCUGGACGCCCUGGUCUCCCUGGUCCGACUGCCCCGUCACCUGUGGCAACGGCACCCACGUCCGCACCAGGGCCUGCAUCAACCCGCCGCCGCGGAACAACGGCUCGCACUGCGCCGGCCCCGAGGCCGAGGCCCAGGGCUGUGCUGCCCGGCCCUGCCCAGCGGCCGAGCGAUGUGACUGGUCGGCCUGGAGCCCCUGCUCACGCUCCUGUGGCACCGGCCUGGCCACGCGGACGGGGACGUGCGCCUGCCCCAGCCCCAGCCCCGAGGGGCCCAGCCCCCCCUGCAAUGACAGCGCCCGCCAGGAGGUGGAGCCCUGCUACCUGCGGCCCUGCGAAGGCGACUGCUCCUGGGGCCCCUGGACGCCGUGGACCCCGUGCUCGUGCAGCUUCCUGGUGCAGCAGCGCUACCGGAACCAGCUGGGCCCGGGCCCCCAGGGGGCGCUGUGCGUGGGGCUGGGCGGCGAGUUCCGCACCUGCGACGCCUCCCACUGCUCGGAAGCCAGCUGUGAGCCUCCCUUCGAGUUCCAGGAGUGCGGGGUCCCCUGCGCCAGCCUGUGCUCCACGCUGCCGCGCCAGGAGCUGUGCACAGCCAUCCCCCCGUGCCUGCCCGGCUGCUACUGCCCGCAGGGCCUGGUGGAGCAGAGGGGAGCCUGCGUGCCCCCCGCGCAGUGCGGCUGCCUCCACCUCCGCCCGGGCCAAGGGCCCGUCUACCUGGCGGCCGGGGACACCGUGCUCGUGGGCUGCAAAGAGUGCGUGUGCCAGGAGGGGGCGCUGCAGUGCAGCAGCGAGAGCUGCCAGGGCCUGCUGCCCCUGAGCGAGUGGUCGGCCUGGACGCCCUGCACCUCCUGCCUGCCCCUCUCGGCUCUCAGCCCCGGCACCCUCUCCGUGCUCCUGGCGCAGCACGGCGGCUGGCAGGACAGUGGGCACCCCCAGCCGGACGUCGCCCCCCUGGCCUCGGUGCAGCACCGCUACCGGGUGUGCCUGGACCCCCAGACCGGCCUGCCCUGGGCCGGCGAGGCAGCGCUGUGCUCCGCCGAGCUGCAGCAGGAGCGGCUCUGCCCCGACCCCCACCCCUGCGAAGAUCUCUGCCUGUGGAGCGAGUGGAGCCCCUGGGGCCCGUGCCGGGAGCCCUGCAGUGGUGGCUUCCGGCUGCGCCGGCGCCACGUCCAGCCCCCGGCCGACGGCAGGCGGUGCUGGGGAGCCCGGGUCCAGUCGGAGAGCUGCAACACGGCCGUCUGCCCGGGGGAGGCGUGCGAGGAUCGGGGCAAGGAGCACGCCCCGGCCUGCGCCAACCGCUGCCCCCGCACCUGCGCCGACCUGUGGGAGCACGUGGAGUGUCUGCAGAGGGAGUGCAAGCCAGGCUGCCGGUGCCCCGAGGGGCAGCUGCUGCAGGACGGCGUGUGCGUGCCAGUCCUGGCCUGCCGCUGCGGGCUGCCCACUGCCAACGGCACGCGGGAGCUCUGGCCGGGGCAGGCGGCCGAGCUGGACUGUCACAACUGCACGUGCGGGAACGGCACCUUCGCCUGCCCCGAUCUGGAGUGCCCCUUCUAUGGGCCCUGGUCUGAGUGGAGCCCCUGCUCCGUCACCUGCGGGGGAGGCAGCACGCUGCGGCACCGCCCCUGCCAGGAGAGCCCCGCCGGGGCCCCGUGCACCGCCGACGCCAUGGAGGAGAUCGCGGAGUGCAACCUGCAGUCAUGCCCGGCCGGCUGCCAGCUGAGCCCGUGGUCGGCGUGGAGCCCCUGCAGCGCCAGCUGUGGGGGGGGCGUGUCGGAGCGGAGCCGGAGCCUGCUGUCCCCAGGGGAGGGCCGGGGGGAGCACUGCCCUGCCCCCCUGCUGCUGCACCGCGCCUGCCACACCCACAACUGCACGCCAGAGUGCCCGGGCCCCCAGGUGUACAGCGACUGUGCCAACGCCUGUCCCCGCGCCUGCGCCGACCUGCGUCCCGGCACCGCGUGCCUGCGGGAGGAGUGCCAGCCCGGCUGUGCCUGCCCUCCCGGCCAGGUGCUGCAGGACGGGGCGUGCGUGCCCCCAGAUGAAUGCCGCUGUUUGCUGCUCCCUGCGCCUGCCGUGCCAUGGGCCUCCAACCUGUCGCAGGAGGAGCGGGCGAGAGAGUACCCGGCCGGCAGCACCAUCCACCACCAGUGCAACAGCUGUGUCUGUCGCAGAGGCACCUUCAGCUGCUCCCAGCGGGACUGCAACGUGGACUGCCUCUGGUCCGCGUGGUCAGCCUGGUCCGCGUGCUCAGUGACGUGUGGGCCGGGCGUGCGGAUCUCCCAGAGGCACCAGCUGCAGCAGCGCCUGUACGCCGGGGCCGAGUGCCUGGGCCCCCUGACGCGCCGGACGCCCUGCUCCCUGCCCGACUGCGCCUGUCCCACAGGGGAGCGUUGGCACGGCCCCAGCCUCACCGCGCCCUGUGAGCGAACCUGCCAGCAGAUCUACGAGGAGCCGCGGCCCAACUGCAGUGUGGGGGCUGCGCCGGGCUGCGUGUGCGAGGCCGGGCGGUACCGGAACAGCAGCGGGGACUGUGUCACCGCCGCCCACUGCGAGUGUGAGCACGGGGGCCAGCUGCGCCCGCCCGGAGCCGAGUGGCAGGAGGCCUGUGAGAGCUGCCACUGCCUGAACGGGAGGGCCGUGUGCACGGCCGGCUGCCCCCCUCUCUUCUGCCUCGAGGGGGAAGUGAAGGUGCAGGAGCCCGGCAGCUGCUGCCCCGUGUGCCGGAGAGAAUCGUUCGAGGAGCCGUCGGCCGCCUGCCAGCGCUACACCGAGGUGCGGAACAUCACCAAGGGACGCUGCACCCUGCCCGGCGUGGAGGUGAGCUACUGCAGCGGGCGCUGCGCCUCCCGCACCAACGUCAUCUCCGAGGAGCCGUACCUGCAGACGCUGUGUGACUGCUGCAGCUACCACCUGGACCCCGUCAGCCCCGUGCGCAUCCUGAGCCUGCCGUGCGAGGACGGGGAGGUGGAGCCGGUGGUGCUGCCCGUCAUCCACAGCUGUGACUGCAGCCCCUGCCAGGGGGGGGACUUUCCCGAGCGCUGAUGGCCCGUGGCCCGUGGCCCGUGGCCCGGGCGGGACGGGGUCUGUGCCGGCGGCUGAGGCGUGGCGAAGACAGCGAGAUGGCAGCGUGCGUCCCAGCUGCAGGUCCCCCAGUGCCCCCCACGCUGCCCCCCGGGCUUGUCCUGCUGUAGCUCAGUAAUAAAGUGAACAGAGCUG